Messenger RNA from Parus major (Great Tit), 1565 nucleotides. RefSeq names its product chromosome 7 C21orf58 homolog (gene C7H21orf58). The record is from RefSeq and is a predicted model, not a curated record. The coding region runs from base 630 to 1496 and encodes 288 amino acids. The transcript has 9 exons. NCBI's taxonomy places the organism in Eukaryota, Metazoa, Chordata, Aves, Passeriformes, Paridae.
UCCUCAUUCUCAAGUGUGAUCCCUUAUUUGGGAUUCAGUGUAGCUACAGAUCCCUUUCAGCAAGAUCUUGUGUGUGGCUGGCACAUUUCUGGCACCCCAUUAAUUAGCAGGUUGUAAGAUGUCCCAAGAGUAAGGAUCACACUGUAACCAAGGCAUCCAUAAGUGUGGGAAGAGAGAGAUUUUUUAGCAGCUUUGCUGGAAAGCUUUUUGCUUUUUCUGCCUUUUUUUUAUAAUUUUAUUUUUUCCUCCUAGUAUUGGAUUUUCUCUGGGAUACCUGUCGCACCAAGCAAGAAUUUCUCAUCAUUUCCUCUUUAGUAAAUUCAGUUGCUUAACACUGGUGCUGUGCUUUUAAUGGAAUGCUUAUAGCUGGUUCUUUUUGUCAGACUUACUUGUAACCCUCUAUUCAUACUGCAACGAAGGCUCUAGAAAUUCAGUUUUUAGGGGCACUGUACUAAAUCAGUUGAUGGUAAAAUAAUCAGCUCAAUAUUCACCAGGAAUCAAAAAGGGGUAGGUUUCUUUCCCAGCACAGAAGCAAACUAUAAUGAUGCAGUUUACCAACAUUACUAGGCUUAUGCUUAUGGUUAAGAUAACUAGGAAGCUCCUUGCCAAAGGCUGUUGCAGCUGUUUGGAUGAAGGUCUCAAAGAUGUCAGAGAAAAAUCCUGUUGGUGUUUUAAAGUACAGAAAUGGAGUCAGAGUUGUUUCCCAGAAGAACGGCUGGCAGGAGAUAAUGGCAGAUCCUUCAGUGGUGGAUCACCUGACACGACUGAAACUCAAACUCCUAGAAAAGAGACUAGAAAAUGAACAGGAGAACCUAGAGAAGAUGGAGAUGUCUCUCCCAGCAGCAAGGAACAGACCUCAGGACAUGCUCCAAAGUGCCCUGAGGCAAAGGAAAGAUCUGCUGCAGGAGCUUAGGGAGCAGCACCUUCUGGAAGAGCUUUCACAGCCAUCUGCACCAGCUGGGGGACACUGCCAUGACCACAGAGCUGCCCUCCCACAAGUCUACCAGAUCCCUUUCCCAGCUUCCCAAGUGGAGCCACCAAGGAUUAUCCAGCAGGCAAUGCCAACUCAGCCUGCCACCAUCAUCCAGCAGUUGCCCCAGCCAUCCCCUCUGGUCACGCAGCUUCUGCCAGCCCAGCCCUCUGCAGCCCCCGGCCCUGGGAGCAUUAAAGAAGAUAUGGUGGAGAUGAUGCUGAUCCAGAAUGCUCAGAUGCACCAGAUCAUGAUGCAAAACAUGAUGCUGAAGGCUCUGCCACCGACGGUGCUCACCCAGCUUGGGGGAGCCAGCUGUGCCCUGCCCCAGCACACGCAGCAGGACCUGCAGCUCGCUGCUCCCCUGGCCAUGAAAGCAGACAGGCCCAAGCCACCUGUGGUGCACCACCAUCAUCAUUACCCUCCCACAGAGGUGUUCCCAGUGACCCCCAGAGGUUUCCUGUCCACAUCCCCAGCACAGCACUGGACUGCAGGCUCUGCCCAGCCUAUGUGGCCCACAUACUGACAAUACAGGAUCCUCUGCAAGUGGACCAUAGCCUUUCUAAAAACAAUAAAAUCCUGAUGUUCUUCCUCA